Messenger RNA from Carica papaya (papaya), 2378 nucleotides. NCBI's taxonomy places the organism in Eukaryota, Viridiplantae, Streptophyta, Magnoliopsida, Brassicales, Caricaceae. The record is from RefSeq and is a predicted model, not a curated record.
AUGGCGAGAGAAUUGGUUUACGUUAGUGACCAAAGCAAUGGAGGUUUAGGUUUUGCGAUGAACAGCUCCGCAGGUGGAGGCUUAUUCUUGCUUUUCAUGGUGCUUGUCUCUUUUUCGCUUGUCUCGUUGGUCGUUUUCGUUUGUGGCGACGGUGAUGAUCAGAAACCUCACAAAAGAUUUUCUGGUGGCGGUGGUGGUGGCGGAGGUUUCGGAGGUGGUGGUGGUUGCGGUGGUGGCGGAGGUGGUGGUUGCGGCGGCGGCGGCGGAGGAGUGUUUCUUCAGGCUGUUGAUUGGAACUCCAGUGGUGAUACUGCAAGGAAACUUGUAGUUAUGACAUCUCACCUUCUAAGUGAUGCACAUCGGUAUAUAUUACGAUGCCUAAGCACGCAUCAAGCUGUUCGUGUUUGUUCAAUAUUUACUUCCAUCUCAGAGGUAGCUCACUCAGCAUAUCCUGAUUCACCUCUGGGCCCAGACGCUUUUCAUGAAUAUGAAUUCUUGCUUUUGCAAGAUUAUGAUGAACUUGUCAAGAAAAGUGAGGUAAAAUCAGAAGAUGAAGGAUGGUCACAACUCGUAUGCAGUGAAGAUGACAUCCUGCAACUUGAAACUAGCAGGAAAGAUAUAUUUGAAGAUAAACAAAUAAGUCAUGUGGAAGACGUAUUGCAAAGAUUGGUAGUUUCUGUGCAUCAUUUCCCUAUGAUUUUGUGCCCCUUUUCACCUAAAUUCUUUGUCUUACCUUCAGAGGGAUCAGUAGCUGAAGCAUACUUAUCUAUUAAACAUGAGGAUUCCCUUAGUUCUGGGUUGCCUCCUCUUAGUACGGGGUUGACCUCUGAUGGUGAUGAUUUCCCUCCUGGGGCAUCUCUUACAGCACAUUUUCUUUACCAUUUGGCUGCCAAGAUGGACUUGAAAUUGGAAAUAUUUUCCCUUGGUGAUUUGUCGAAGAAUGUUGGGAAAAUUCUGAUGGACAUGUCAAGCCUCUAUGAUGUAGGCCGUCGUAAACGAUCAGCAGGAUUAUUACUCAUUGAUCGCACUCUUGAUCUUCUUACUCCAUGCUGUCAUGGUGACUCUCUUGUUGAUCGUAUGUUCUCAGCUUUACCCCGAAGGCAAAGAACAUUAGCUUAUACGAACUUGAGAGGCUCGCAAGCACAACUCGAGCAUGGCCCUUCUUGCCUAAAUCAUCCUUCUCUUGAUGUUCAAAUACCACUUGGGAAAAUUCUAAGCGAAGAAGACUGCAAAAUUGAUAGUUCUUGGCUUUCAGAAAGCAUUCAAUCUUUUCUCUAUGGCUGGGAUUCUUCUAAUGUUGCUCCUCCAACUCUAAAUUUGAGUCAUCUUAGGAGCAACUUCUACUGAAUGUCUCCUAUCUGGUUUGAGCUACUAAGAGGGUCCCUGUUAACAGAGAGUUUUCAUGGUACACCGUAUAUAGAAGCUAUACUUGAUAGGAUCAAAGAUGGGGCUGUGCUGUGAAGAAAUGGCCUCAGGGAAGCUCUACGUCGUGAAAAUAUAACUGAGCGAUUGAAAGAAGCUAUUAUGGAUGCAAUCCUGAAAACCUUCUGUAUCAAAAUUGAAGUUCUCCAUGGUCUUUCAGAAGAACUCGAGGCCAAUUUAGAUAGGGCCAAAUCAGGGGAAACCAAAGAAACAUCUCCAGAUCACUUAGAAAUUGAUGACUUUGAUGAUGAUCAGUGGGGCAAGUGGGGUAGGGAAGAUGAAGAUAGUGGUAAUAGUGAUAAUAAAGACCGGGCAUAUGAUGAUGUACAACUAAAGUUGGAACUGCGUGAUAGAGUAGACAAUCUUUUCAAAUUCAUGCACAAGCUAUCGGGUUUGAGGAGAAAAAAUAUUCCAUUAAAGGAGGGGGCGUUGGCUUCUGAAAACAACUUCCUUGGUGAUCCAUAUGUAACCAAGGGAUUACUUUAUAGGCUUCUAGCAAGAGUGUUGAGCAAGCAUGAUAUUCCUGGAUUGGAAUAUCAUUCUUCUACUGUAGGGCGUCUUUUUAAAAGUGGUUUUGGGAGGUUUGGCCUUGGGCAGGCAAAACCAAGUAUCGCUGACCAAAAUGUCAUUCUUGUUUUUGUUAUUGGAGGAAUCAAUGGUCUUGAGGUAUCCGAAGCCCAAGAAGCAUUAUCGGAAAUUGGAAGGCCUGAUAUUGAAUUGAUUCUUGGUGGAACAACUCUUCUAACUCCCGAUGACAUGCUUGAUUUACUAUUGGGAGACUCCAGCCACUGUUGAUUUCUGUAUUAUAUUGAGUUUCCUCCUUUAUAUGUACCACAGAUAGAAGGUGCUGGCAAUAGAUGAAUUAACAAUUUCUUAUGCUAUUAUAUCAGGUCAUUUUCCUGUCUAAGAUAUCAAUUUUCUUAUUUUAUUGCCUAUAAAUACCUCCCUCUCAUGUU